AUUCGCUUGUCGUGCAAAAAUUUCGGGACGGAGCUUGUGCCGAUUUUUAUGUGAUUUCUUUUUUGGAGUGGCUGGAGUAUAAACUGAAUGAAUAGUCUAGAUUCUUAUUCAAUUAAAACGCGUGAAAUAUAGUGAGAUAAGGUUUUCAGUAUUGUGAAAUCUUACAUCAAACUAUUGCAAUGCAGAACGUGGAGCUCGUGGUAGAACGAAGACUUCGUCCGAUAUUCGAAUCUAUUGAGAUCGGUAACUAUAAAAAAGCUGUACAAGAUGUAGAGAAAGUACUCAAGAAAAAUCCUACCAUUCAAUGUGGUCGCGCAUUGAAAGCCUGGGCUUACAUACGAUUAGGAAAAGACGAGGAAAGUGCUAAUUUAAUUCGUGCCUUGGAGCAGGAAAUACCAACCGAAUCGACGACGUUACAUGUGAUGACCCUUUGCUACAAAGAAACGGAUCAGCUGAAUAAGAUUUGUCAGCUGUUUGCCAAUGCCUCUAAACAGCAUCCUGGCAAUGAGGAACUAUUGUCGCAGUUAUUCGUUGCCCACAUGCGAGUGAACGAUUUUAAAGCACAGCAAACGGUAGCAUUACAGUUGUAUAAAUUAAAACCAAGAAACCCAGUUUAUUUUUGGGCUGUUAUGAGUGUAGUUCUUCAAGCAGUGCGUGGACCUGACUCAAAGGAUCCACAAAAAUCUAAACUGCUGUUGGCCUUAGCACAAAGAAUGGUUGACAAGUUGAAUGCAGAGAAUAAACUGGAAGCAUCUCAAGAAGUUCAACUGUAUCUGCAAAUUUUGCAACACCAGGGAAAACAUCAGGAGAUGCUGGACUUUUUGGAAGGUACUGUAUGCCAGAAACUCUAUCCAGGUGCCCCACCUUCGAUAAAAAUUGAUUUACUAAAAAAGCUUAAUAAAUGGGCGGAUCUGAAUAAAAUGAUGAAGAAUAUGUUGCUGGAGGACUCCGAUCGUUGGGACUACUAUCAAGAUUAUAUACAGUCGACAUUUGAACUGAUUAAAACGGAUGACAAAACUCCAGGAACGGAUUAUAGCACGGAAAUGUGUCAUGAAUUCAUAUGCAGCAUUAUCGAGUCACAGCCACGCCAGCAUCGGGGUCCCUAUUUAGCUCGGUUGGAACUAAACCGGUUGAUGGUAGAAAAUAAGUGCGCCCAAGAGCAGCUGUUUGGAGAAUUAACUGAUCUGCUGCUCGACUAUUUUCGAAUGUUUGGUGACAAAACAUGCUGUGCAAAUGAUCUGAAGAUGUUUUUGGAAUACGUCGAUCCAGCGAAACGACCCGGUUUUGCAGCUAAGCUGAUGCAGGAAUGCCGAAUAAAUCCGGUUACAUUACCGAGUAGUAAAGAGCACAUGCAACGACAUAUCUGCUCACUGCAGAUCGCUCGGUUCUGCGGAGCGCAUGCCGCAUUGAGUGAAGAGCAUUUGUCAGCACUCUACACUGCGUUCAGCUUGCAUUACGAACAUGGAUGUAAUUCUUUUGGAAGAGGGCUGCUGCCCACUGACAUGGGUCCAUCCGAUCCAUAUGCCCUGCUGGCCGUAAACAUCAUGUACGACCGUGCCUGGACACUUCAGCGCUCCGAGCCUCUGGUGGAAGCACUUUGCCUGUUGGAACAUUUACUAUCCAACAGCAUCAACAACUUUCAUGGAAAACUUCUCAGUCUUCAGUUGUAUCACAGGUUGGGCAUGACGGACACAGCCCACCGUGUGUAUGAAUCCCUCGACAUUAAGCACAUUCAGCUAGACUCACUCGGAUUUUUGCACUGUGCUCAGCUAUGCAAUGGUGGUUUUCCACCCUUGGCAAAGCAGCUGUUCGAUCAGACGCUUAAUUUUUUCAUCAACGAUCACCAGAAUAGUGUCGAGUUUAUCAAAACUUCCUACAACUUUGGCUCAUUCUCGAAGUUAAUCGAGUUUCUGGAAUUCCGAGAUAGGUUAUCCAACAGCUUUCAUUUCACGCUUAUUUCGGUGGAAGCACUACUAUUAGAGAUGGUAUGCUUUAGUGGUACAAUAGUUCAGAAUCUCAUCGCCUACCGAUUAAUGAGGAUAAAACCGCAGGAAGACCGGAUAAAUUGGAAAGAUUUGAGUGAUAAUCGUGAUCUGACCAUUUUCGUCCACUGGGAUCCGGCGGUCGAUUACUCGAAGGUUCUUCCACCGGAAGGGUCAACAGAAGUUCGGAAGGACAGCAGUGAAUACACUGUCGUACUAGAGCAUAAGACGAUUGAACAACAGCGUGCGGAAUUUCAAGAGGAGAGCUACAAACAGGAGAUGGAUCUUUUACAGUUGCGAUCAACGUUGUUGAGGCUGGUUUCCUCGUUUAUUGAUUUAUAUGCCAAAGGAGUAGAAGAAGACUACGAUACGGCGGCGAACCUACGUCAGCGAUGGGAGAAACUGUUUUGCAGCAUUAGAGAUAAAAACCGACAAAGUAUAAGCGGAAAAUUUCUAGUCAAUUUAUUGCCGUCACGUUUACAUUUGUUGCUGAGAAUGCCAUACGAUUCUGUGUUCAGGAAUUUCGCAGAUUUUCUGCUGCUGCUGUGGAAGGGUGAGAAGCAAGACGUUAUACGGUCAGCGGCUGAUGUGUGUGUAAAGGAUAUUGGCGAUUUAUUUGUGAUGAUUGCGAAUGCGAUUAGCGAGUAUAACAAGUCGGGCGAUCUGUUGUGGAACCGCAAGCAGGUUCAUGAUACUGUGAAUGCCGGAAUUGAGAUUGCCUGUCUAGUUCUGUUUGUACUGACCGUUUGCUAUGAUAAAUACUCGCAAGCGCCUCCACCGCAACCUACACGUAAAGUCAGAAAGAAGGACAGCGAACAUAACAACCAUGAGUGCCCUGUGGUAAUGAACGAGAAAAACAGACUUCUUCUUGUGGCCGAACUGCUGCGCACUCUAAAGACCAACCUAGUCGAGUGUGAAACAGUACUAUCUUCCUGGGAGGCCCCGCUGGUCUCAGAUUCUUUGGCAGCCGCAUUGGAGCAAAUGUCACUUAACCCUAAGAACGAAACCAGCGUUCGGCUCAAACUCAUGGACAGUCAUCUGGGCGAAAUCAAAGAACUGAAAAAGCUAUUAAAGGACAAAUUGAAAUUGAUUAAUAAAUCAAUUUAAUGUAACUUCCAGCGCACUCACGCAAAGAGGUUGUUAAAGCUGCCGGGAAUGUUCUUUAGAUUUUUUAAGAGUAUCUGUGAAAUGUUGAGCACGAAGUCGAUCGAUGACUGGUAGGUUUUAAGAUAUUAUGUCAUUGAAAUUGUCAGCCUACAUACAUCAUCACACAGUUAGUCCUCAACAUGUUUGCACAUCAUUCGUGUGUUGUUAUAGUGGCCUCCGGCCUCUUUACGCACUCCGAGUUUAGGGAGAAAAGCCAGAAACUGCAUGUUCGCUCGAUUCGUAAUUCGAUCAUAGUGUUUCGAAUUCAUACAACGUUAGAGGUGUACGUAGUCAAAAUUUGUAUCAGUUUUAAAUUUAAGCAAUGCACUAGCGAGCAAACAGUAAUCAAAACAAUCAUUAACUGCUGGACAGCACACGUAUUGCCGAAUUAGCCAGUUUUCUUGAUUAAAUAUUUCCUUACACUUUUAUCCUAUUGUGUAGUCUCGUAUGAAGUAUGAAGAACCGAUAAGAUUUAUAAUACAGAUGUUUAAUUAAGUUUGGAAUGUUUCUAGGUGCAAGAGUUGACUAAAUAAACUGAU
This is a messenger RNA of Sabethes cyaneus, 3667 nucleotides long. RefSeq names its product phagocyte signaling-impaired protein (gene psidin). Bases 180 to 3089 code for a protein of 969 amino acids. The transcript has 8 exons. Gene Ontology annotation, molecular function: protein binding; protein-N-terminal amino-acid acetyltransferase activity. The record is from RefSeq and is a predicted model, not a curated record. Gene Ontology annotation, cellular component: cytoplasm; NatB complex. NCBI's taxonomy places the organism in Eukaryota, Metazoa, Arthropoda, Insecta, Diptera, Culicidae. Gene Ontology annotation, biological process: N-terminal peptidyl-methionine acetylation.